Messenger RNA from Elaeis guineensis (African oil palm), 2085 nucleotides. RefSeq lists its product as uncharacterized. Gene Ontology annotation, molecular function: DNA-binding transcription factor activity, RNA polymerase II-specific; RNA polymerase II cis-regulatory region sequence-specific DNA binding. Lineage: Eukaryota; Viridiplantae; Streptophyta; Magnoliopsida; Arecales; Arecaceae. Gene Ontology annotation, cellular component: nucleus. The record is from RefSeq and is a predicted model, not a curated record. Gene Ontology annotation, biological process: regulation of DNA-templated transcription.
AGCGCAGCGAGAGAGGCAGCCGCAGUGGAAAAAUAAACAAGAGAGAGGGAGAGGAGGGGGUAUCUGCCCACCCACACGAGCGGUUCCUUUUUUUGAACUCUUGGGCAUGCAUUCCCCGAUGCCCACAGAGCCGCAGCAAUCAGUCUCAAAGUGAGAGAGAGCCGUGUUGUUCUCUCUCUCUCUCAUCCGAGGCUGUUUCUUUUUCUCCCUUGUUCUCCUUUCCACUCGGCCGUUUUUUUUUUCUUUUGUUUUUAUGUUCUUUGGCUCUCCUCCCUUCUCCCUCUUCCGCAUGCUCUGUUUUCUUUCCACUUGAUUUCCGAUGCAAAACCCUCGAAGAAAAAUCCUUCCUUUCUUCAUCUAAACCAUCUGGAUUGAAUUUUUUUUUCUUUUUCCUCAUCAAAGGUCCCUCCUUUGCGAUCAAAAUCUCAUCUUUCGGCGUCCUUAUGAGUGUUUGAUCAUAGGGUUGUCUUCUCUUCGUGAAAUAGAAUCAAAACGCUUGUUUUUCCAUUCGCUCGUUCGAUUUUGAGGAAAAAUGGGCUCCCUGAAUCCGAAAUCCGCGUUGGAAAUGGGCUUCUUCCCUCCUCCGCCGCCGUUGCCGCCGUCGUCAUCUCCUCCAUUUCUUGGUGCUUCGAGUUCUUGCUCGGCGGAGAGGGAAUGCUGGCCGUGUGAUAUGGGAUAUCCAUCGGAAGAGAAGCAAGAUGAGGGCUUUCAGGGCUUUGAGGGAGGACAGGGGUAUCCUGGGGGUGAGAAGAGCGAUGGAGACGAAGGAGACGAAGGUGAGAACGCCGGUGGAAAGAGAGACAGCGAGGGUGGACAAGCGAAGCUCUGCAUCAGAGGCCAUUGGAGGCCAUCGGAGGACGCCAGGCUUCGAGAACUCGUCGCCCAAUAUGGCCCCCAUAACUGGAACCUCAUCGCUGAGAAACUCGAUGGAAGAUCAGGGAAGAGUUGCAGGCUGAGAUGGUUCAACCAACUGGACCCAAGGAUCAACAAGACUUCCUUCACUGAGGAGGAAGAAGAGAGGCUUUUGGCUGCCCAUAGGUUCCAUGGGAACAAAUGGGCUCUCAUUGCUAGGUUCUUCCCUGGGAGGACUGAUAAUGCUGUGAAGAACCAUUGGCAUGUGAUGAUGGCAAGGAGGCAGAGGGAGAUGUGCAAUGGUUAUAGGAGGAGGAAGCUCUCUUCUCUCACUCCCACCAGCCCUUGUGUUCCAAUUCUCCCCCGGAUGAUGGAGUUGGUGGGCACUGGCAACAACAAUGCUCACAGUGGGGAGUCCACCAUCACCACCAACAGAGAUGAGUCUGCCUCCAGUUCUACUGGCUUGUCCCCUAAUUCCCCCAACAACUUGGUUAUCCCUGGUUUUGUUAACAGAUUUGGGCCAUCAGAGCUGCCUCACCACUUUCAGUUCCUUAUGGGCUCACAUGAAAAGCUGGUGGCUGCAAGAAAUGUGUGCAAUGAGAAGUUUGGUACUUCUGAUAGAUGCUUUUAUCAAAGUGCACCCGUAUUGAUGGCCAUGGGUGUGGAUCAGGCUGGCCAUUCUGAAGCUACUUCUGAGGCUUCAACAACUGAAUCAGUGGCUAAUCCAAAGAACAAUGCCAUCAUGCAUGCUGAAAGAGAUAAUGAUGGAAAGAAGAUGACUUUCACCUUCAUUGAUUUCCUGGGGGUUGGAGCAACAUAGAAAGUUUUAUCUUGGAAAAGCGAGAGGGUUUAAAGUUGAUCAACUGAAGCUUUGUGUUUUGGGAAAAUGGGCUCAUAGGCCCUGUACAGAAAAUCCAAAAAGAAGGUGAGGAAAGGAACAAGGGAAGAAAAAGAAGAAGAAAGGAGGAGGUAGGAAAGAAGAAAGAGAAGUUUUUACUUUUGGAGUGAGGGAGAGUGGGGGGGGGAGUAGGAGGGUGUGGUUGGAAACCUUGAAGCCUUUGUUUGGCUAUGCUGUUGGCUCUCUAGUAUUUUGGCUUUUAGUAACUAGUACUGUAAACCUGUUUCAAUUCCAAUCCAGACAAUGUCUGUAAUCUACAGGCUUCAACUAUUGCAGGGAGAAUAUUUUGAUUUGCUUUGAGUGGAAAAGAUCAAAUGAUGGUACUGAUUGAUUAA